Messenger RNA from Hyalella azteca, 1543 nucleotides. RefSeq lists its product as uncharacterized. The annotation marks the transcript as partial. The record is from RefSeq and is a predicted model, not a curated record. The transcript is spliced from 3 exons. Lineage: Eukaryota; Metazoa; Arthropoda; Malacostraca; Amphipoda; Hyalellidae.
UUCUUGCUUGCUGUUCUAAGACUCUAGAAUUGUCUUUGCAUGAACUCAGUGUGGCAGCUCAUCCCAAGAGUGACAAUGGACGUAGCAACGAGCGAGAAGCGCCUGCCACUGCUGAACCCGGCCCCACUCGCCGCCCCUCAUAACAAGACAUCCGAGCGCAAGACGGCCAAGCGCGUGUCCUGUUUGAGCACAACGGUCGAAAAGGAUCAGAAAUUGUCGUUCGCCGUCACCGAGCUUUCUGGCGAGCUCCUGAAGCUCUCCCAAACCCAGGCAAGCGCCUUCGAAGCCAAGACCUCCGUCACCAGAGCUGCCAAUAGCGCCCGUGAUGCCGCAAAUGCUUUUCUGGUUGCCUGGCACUCUGGUCCUUCAGUCAUGCUCGAAUGUUAUUCCAAAUAUCCUGUUGAAGGAAGAACAGAAUCUCGCGACAAGAAGAAGCGGAAAUUAUCGGAGCUUUUUGGCGAAGACCGCGAUGAGGAAGCAGUACGACUGAAACAUCCUAAGAAGGAUGACAGCAAAUCUGCAGACAAGGGAAAGUGUGUCAAGAAUAACACGCGUAACAAAUCCUACAGAAACUUAACAUCUUCAUCGAGGCGACCAGCAUCGCCAACAAAACAAGAAAUCUUGCGCGCGGUCUUCGGCAAAAGAAUUAAUACCAGCGCGGCUUCACAGACCGUUAGUUCAACAGCGAGAACUGCACCCGCCCUUCCCCCUAUUCUGCCAUCCACUCCUGCGUGGGUCUACCUUCCUCCUCCCGUGCCAAAAGCAUCCCCGGUGCAAGUUGCCGCCCCAGAGCAGAUUUCAGCCUCUGUGGUUCCUCCUCCUAUUCCUUGCAUUGUUCAUGACAACAGCUCGUCAAACUCCUCUAGUUCGUCCAACACGGCCAGCUCCUCUGGUUCUUCCUCUUCGUCUCGCUCGUCUUCCUCUUCGUCUCGCUCGUCAUCCUCUUCGUCGCGCUCUUCAUCCUCUUCGUCGCGCUCGUCUUCCUCUUCGUCUCGCUCGUCUUCCUCGUCGUCUCGCUCGUCUUCCUCGUCGUCUCGCUCGUCUUCCACUUCGUCGCGCUCGUCUUCCUCGUCUCGCUCCUCUAGCUCGUCCAGCUCCUCUAGCUCGUCCAGCUCCUCUAGCUCGUCCAGCUCCUCUAGCUCGUCUAGCUCCUCUAGCUCGUCCAGCUCUUCGAGUUCUGUUUCAUGUCGUUCAGUUUGCCCUCCCAGCGGUACAAGGAUCGCAUCCGAUAUUGACGAGAUGAAGGACACGGACCUCAGCGAUGACGAUAACUGGGACAGUGAGGAAGAACGGCUUUUUGAAGAGGGUAAGGCCUACGUGGCAUGCACCACAAUGCCGAACGGCGACAAACUUUACCCUGACCACCCUGACUGGCCUUGGAAUAGAGGUCGCGUAUUUUACCUACGCAAAUGCCAGCCACCCAUGAAAAGGCUGGCAUUCGACGUGUUUGUAGGGGCGCUGCGAGCGCGCCAGUCGGGCACAUUAGGCACAGAGGCGCUAAGCUGCGUCAAUGACUGCCUCUUGGCCGGCGGAGUGACUGAUU